Poeciliopsis prolifica (blackstripe livebearer) is the source of this 1377-nucleotide messenger RNA. It is a transcript of the gene rdh20, whose product is annotated as retinol dehydrogenase 20. Bases 285 to 1232 code for a protein of 315 amino acids. Gene Ontology annotation, molecular function: oxidoreductase activity, acting on the CH-OH group of donors, NAD or NADP as acceptor. The transcript has 5 exons. Gene Ontology annotation, cellular component: lipid droplet. The record is from RefSeq and is a predicted model, not a curated record. Lineage: Eukaryota; Metazoa; Chordata; Actinopteri; Cyprinodontiformes; Poeciliidae.
ACAGAAUAACAAGUGUUUUUGUUGUUUUAAGUCAACUGAGUUAUUUGACCUUUGAAGCAUUUUUCUAGAUGUUUGCUUUGAUUGACCUUCUGUUUCAGUCAUGAUGGAGUCAUGAAUGUGCCAGGCCGUCAGACUAAAAGCCCUUCAGUCACAUUUCUAAUCCUGCGCACCCAUGUUACAUAAAGUGGCCAUCCUAACCCACGUCACGCAGAAACUCGGCUAAACCCCCGGCUUUUUGCGGGGUCAUUAACUCCUGCUGUGGGAGCCGAGUGAGCUGAGGCAUCAUGAUCCUCAUUGUGGACCUGCUGCUGAUGGUCAUCGAGGUAACCUACUCCGUCCUGUGCGCCGCGGCGCGCACCUUCCUCCACCCCAGGCUGAAGAGCAUCGACGGGGAGCUGUGUCUGAUCACGGGAGCCGGGGGGGCCCUGGGUCGCCUCUUCGCCCUGGAGUUCGCCAAAGAGGGGGCGCACCUCGUCCUGUGGGACUGCGACACGGCUGCCAACGAGCGGACCGCGCAACUGGCCCGGGAGCUGGGCGUGGACGUGCGCGCCUACACGGUGGACCUGUCCAGGCGCCAGAGCGUCUAUGACGCCGCGGAGAGGGUGAGAGCGGAGGUCGGGGAUGUCUCCAUCCUGGUCAACAAUGCGGGGGUGGUGGCCGGACGGAGGCUGCUGGAGUGUCCGGACGAGCUUCUGGAGAGGACUCUGCUGGUGAACUGCCAUGCGCUUUUUUGGAUGACAAAAGCCUUCCUGCCUCCGAUGAAAGCCAGAAACCACGGCCAUAUCGUCACUAUUGCUAGUGCUCUUGGACUGUUCACCACAGCGUGUGUGGAGGAUUACUGUGCCAGUAAGUUCGGUGCUGUUGGCUUCCAUGAGUCCUUGGCACACGAGCUGCGAGCAGAAAACCACGACGGCGUCAAAACCACGCUGGUGUGCCCAUACAUCGUAGACACAGGGAUGUUUUCAGGCUGUGAGAUCAGGAAAGAGAUUCGGAACCUGAUUCCUCCACUUGAGCCUCUCUAUACGGUCCAGCAAUCCAUGAAAGCCAUCCUGGGCGAGCAGGAAAUGAUCUGCAUUCCUCGCAUUAUGUACAUCCCCUUCAUCGCAAGAGCGUUGUUACCUUGGGAGGCCAACGUCGUGGCGUAUCGCUUUAUAGGAGGCGAUAAGUGCAUGAUGCCCUUCAUCAAGAACGCCGAGACAAAAACCUCAGAGGGCCACAUCCAGUCUUCCUGAGACUUUUCCAAUAAUGUCUUCUAGUGUUUUUCAAUGCACUAAUGGAGACACUGAAGGCUUGUUUGUGCAUCUUAUAAUCAAGUGCACCUCAGAAAAGAUGUAUAACGCUUCAAAAUAAAUUCUACUUUUGACGUGCAAGUAGUAA